UAUACAGUGUGUGUGAGCUACUAAAGUGUGUGUGUAUCUUCCAGGUGUCACCAUGAGUGUGAUCCUGGAUUUGUCGUACGCUGUGUGCAUCUGGAUCUCUGCAGCCGUGGCCAUCACCUACACCCUGAUGGGGGGAUUAUACUCUGUGGCGUACACCGACGUUAUUCAACUCACUCUCAUUUUUGUCACCUCGUGGCUGUGCGUCCCCUUCAUCCUCACCAGUCCCUCCUCUGUUCCCAUCACCUCCACCUCCUUCAACCACACCUUCCAGGCCCCAUGGGUCGGCACGCUGACCGCAGACAAAGCCUGGAGGUGGAUCGAUAUCUUUCUACUUUUGAGCAUCGGAGACCUCGGUUUCCAGGACUUCCACCAGAGGACGUUAUCGGCCUCUUCCUCCACCACGGCUAAGCUACGAUGCUACGCUGCGGCUUUUCUCAUUCCCACGUUUGGAAUUCCUCCAGUGAUCAUCGGGGCAGUGGCUGCAUCUACAG
Notothenia coriiceps (black rockcod) is the source of this 491-nucleotide messenger RNA. Its product is annotated as high affinity choline transporter 1-like. Lineage: Eukaryota; Metazoa; Chordata; Actinopteri; Perciformes; Nototheniidae. The record is from RefSeq and is a predicted model, not a curated record. Gene Ontology annotation, molecular function: choline:sodium symporter activity. The transcript has 3 exons. Gene Ontology annotation, biological process: choline transport; transmembrane transport; acetylcholine biosynthetic process. Gene Ontology annotation, cellular component: plasma membrane. The annotation marks the transcript as partial.